GGGGCGCGGUGGCGGUGCCCUGGCGCUCAGCUCCGUCCGGGUCAUGGAGGCGCCCGCCACCUGCCUGCUUCUGCUCCUGUGGCUCGGGGCCUGGGCCCCAGCUCUGGGCGGCGCCUCCCAGGAGGCCCAGCCGCUGGUGAACGAGGAAGUGCUGCGCACGGUGGACCUGAGCAGCCACCUGGCCAAAGUGACUGCCGAGCUGGUCCUGGCGCACGCGGGCGGCUCCUCGUCGCGGGUCACCUCUUUCGUCCUGGCCCUGGAGCCGGAACUGGAGGCCCGGCUGGCACACCUGGGCAUGCAGGUAAAGGGAGAAGAGGAGGAAGAGAACAAUCUAGAAGUCCGGGAAAACAAAAUUAAGGGCAAAAGCGGGAGAUUCUUCCUGGUCAAGCUCCCCGUCGCCCUUGACCCGGGGGCCAAGAUGUCCCUCGUGGUGGAGACCGUGUACACCCAGGUGCUUCAGCCCUACCCGACGCAGAUCACACAGUCGGAGAAGCAGCUGGUGGCGUUUGAGGGCAACCAUUAUUUCUACUCCCCCUACCCCACCAAGACCCAGACCAUGCGCGUCAAGCUGGCCUUGCGCAACGUGGAGAGCUACAUCAAGCUGGGCAACCCCACGCGCUCGGAGGAUGUGCUGGACUAUGGGCCUUUCCAGAACAUUCCUGCCUACAGUCAGGAUCCCUUCAAAGUCCACGACUAGAACAACAACCCGUUCCUGACCAUCACCAGCAUGACCCGGGUCAUCGAGGUCUCCCACUGGGGGAACAUCGCCGUGGAGGAGAACGUGGACCUCAAGCACGCGGGCGCCGGGCUGAAGGGGCCCUUCUCCCGCUACCAGAGGCAGCCCGACAGCGGCACAUCCUCCAUGCGCGCCUUUAAGACCAUCCUGCCUGCUGCAGCCCUGGGGGAUGAGAUCGGCAACGUGUCCACCAGCCACCUCCUCAUCCUGGACGACUCUGUGGAGAUGGAGAUCCGGCCACGCUUCCCCCUCUUCGGAGGAUGGAAGACCCACUGCAUCGUCGGCUAUAACUUGGGCGACCAGUACGCUCUCAAGAUGAGGUUCGCGGACCACAUGUUCGACGAGCAGGUGAAGAUUAUCCUCCCUGAGGGCGCCAAGAACAUCCAGGUGGACAGUCCCUAUGAGAUCAGCCGGGCCCCGGAUGAGCUGCACUACACCUACCUGGACACCUUCGGCCGCCCCGUGAUCGUCGCCCACAAGAAGAACCUGGUGGAACAGCACAUCCAGGACCUCGUGGUGCACUACACCUUCAACAAGGUGCUGAUGCUGCAGGAGCCUUUGCUGGUGGUGGCCGCCUUCUACGUCCUCUUCUUCACCAUCAUCAUCUACGUGCGCCUCGACUUCUCCAUCACCAAGGACCCUGCUGCGGAGGCCAGGAUGAAGGUGGCCCGCAUCACGGAGCAGGUCCUGAGCCUGGUGAACAAGAGGCUGGGCCUCUACCGCCACUUCGACGAGACCAUCAACAGGUACAAGCAGUCGCGCGACGUGUCCACGCUCAACAGCGGCAAGAAGGGCCUAGAGACCGAGCACAAGGCCCUGAGCAGCGAGAUCGCCCUGCUGCAGUCCCUCCUGAAGACCGAGGGCUCCGACCUCUGCGACCCGGUGAGCGAGAUGCAGAAGCUGGACGCGCAGGUGAAGGAGCUGGUGCUCAAGUCGGCCGUGGAGGCCGAGCGGCUGGUGGCCGGCAAGCUCAAGAAGGACACCUACAUCGAGAACGAGAAGCUCAUCUCAGGGAAGCAUCAGGAGCUGGUCACCAAGAUCGACCACAUCCUGGACGCCCUGUAG
This is a messenger RNA of Ictidomys tridecemlineatus (thirteen-lined ground squirrel), 1801 nucleotides long. The record is from RefSeq and is a predicted model, not a curated record. Lineage: Eukaryota; Metazoa; Chordata; Mammalia; Rodentia; Sciuridae.